UUACAAUAUGCCAAUAUUUAAUCACCGAUGCACCUUCAGGAGGUAGCACUCGCCGCCGCGCGCCGCGGCGAACGUCUCCUCGCGCGGGUGCGCCGCGACGUGGAGGACGCGGUUCGACGCGUCCGGGGCGUCGAUCGCGUCCGCCGGCGCGCCGGACUGCGGCACGCGCGGCGGCGCGGCGCCGUUCGCGUCGACGAGCUCCGCGUCCAGCGCCAGCCCCGUGGCGGCGUCGCGCACGGCGCACCGCCCGUAGCCGCCUGUGUGGACAUCAACCAGUGUGUCGGGUCGAGCGGCGAGGAACCGGCAUCGCCACGCCAUCGAGCAGGCGUCGCGUCGAUGGCCUCGAGGUUGACGGGAAGAAUCAAACGCGCCGUAACAUUUGAGUUCCACACGGGGAGCCGCCCGUCGCCACGGCGCCGUCGCCCCGGCAGGCGCACACCUCGAACUUGUCGAAGAUGCGGUCGGCCUCGUAGAGGUCCGCGAGCUUCGGGCGCAGGUGGUCGUGGACGCCGGCGGCGUGCACGGGCUCGCGGGCGCGCCGCACGUCCCAGGUCCGGCAGCACAGGAAGUCGCGGGUCACGACGAAGCGGCCGUCGCCGUCGAAGCGCGCGUCCGAGACCGAGGCCACGAUCUCCGCGAAGAACGACGCGGCGUCGUCCUCGCCCCCCGGCGCGGGCGGCCGCCGCGCCGCGGCGUCGAGGACCAGGCUCGGCCGCGUGCAGCGCGCCGCGGCGCGCAGGUCGAAGAGCCGGACGGCGCCGCGCGACGAGGCGUAGAGCAGGGUGUGCCCCUCGACCGGGUGGAAGCGCGCCGUCGUGAUGACCUCCGCCAGGUCCUCCAUGUUCGGCGGCUUCGCGUCGACGACGUUGCAGCACCGAUCCGCCACGUCCAGCCGCCAGAGGUUGACCCGCAGGUCGUCCGCGGACAGGAACGUCUCGCCGUCGGCGCACACGCUCAGCGAGUGGACGUGGUACGCGUGCUCGCGCGCGUACGUCGCCCGCGCCCGGGCCCGGGCCUGCGGCGCGCCGCCGACCAGGCGCGGCACGCGCAGCUCGUCGUAGCCGUGCUCCCGGUUCGUGUUCUCCAGGCGCGCGCCGACGCGCUCCUCGCCCACGGACCACAGCUUGAUCGUGCGGUCGUUCGCGGCCAGGACGCCGCACCGGUCGCCGCGCCCGCCGCAGAACUGGAGCUGGGAGACCUUUUCCUCGACCUCGAGGCUCUUCAGGAAGUCGAACUCGGGCUCGUGGCUCCGGAACGCGCAGAAGGGCGCGUAGCGCGGCCCGCGCCGCGCGUAGACGCGCACGCGGCCGCCGCGGUCGCCGACGCCGAGCCACGCGCCCGUCUGAUCGAAGGCGACCGAGCAAAUCGCGGCGUUCUCGUCCGGCGCCGGCCCGUUCGUCGGCGGCGCGAGGCACUGCUCGACGCGGCACCUCGGGCCCUCCUCGCCGCGAUCGGCAGCGAAGUCGGCCAUCGCAACAACACGCCGCGGUCAGCUAUUGCGUCGCGGCCGCGCGCGGGGAGGAUCUAGGCGACGGCUGCCUCUCCCUGCCCUCUUUACGCAUAGAGAUGCAUCGGGUUUGCAAUUUUCAUUUGUGUGAGUUUACUCGUGAUUAUGGCCUUUAAAAAGAGGCAGACUUUGCCAACGGGCGGCGCUCGGCCUGCGCAGAUGCCAAUGUGUGGGCCUCGGCCCCUCAGCGGUG
This is a messenger RNA of Pelagomonas calceolata, 1700 nucleotides long. The record is from the annotation of a GenBank genome assembly. NCBI's taxonomy places the organism in Eukaryota, Pelagophyceae, Pelagomonadales, Pelagomonadaceae.